UUUUUUGUUUUUUCUCUUUCGAGGAGGCAUUGGCUAGGUGGUCGCAACGGCAGUGCUGGUGGUGGUGGCAGCAACUUAUAUUUCCGUCAUCCAUCAAAAAGUUUAUAUAGCAUUGCCGUCAGACCUAACCACACAAAGUCAUUUCACAUUCCAAUGGCUCCUCGCUUGUCACCGGACGACAAUCUACCUGCCAACUCCACUGCGGUGGCCAUCGACAAAGACAAGAACAGCCCACAUGCUGUUCGUUGGGCUAUCGACCAUCUCGUCAUCUCCAAUCCUAUCAUCGUAUUGAUCCAUGUUAGGCAUAGAAACCAAGGUGAACCCGAAUCUGAUCACGACAUAAACCAGCUUUUCGUUCCAUUUCGUGGCUACUGCGCACGCAAAGGGAUUCAAGCGAGAGAGGUUGUCCUCGAGGAUGUUGAUAUCUCUAAAGCACUUAUAGACUACGUUAGUAGAAACUUGAUUAACAGCAUAGUCCUUGGCGCAGCAACCAGGGGUGCCAUAUCAAGUUACUUGUCUUAUAGAAAGUUCAAAAGUGACAUUCCAACCACCUUGAUCAAAACUGCACCAGAUUUUUGUUCUGUGUAUGUGAUUUCCAAAGGUAAGAUAUUGACAGUGCGAACAGCGCAACGACCUGUGUCGAAUACCGCUGCCCCGCCAAAGGCACCGGUAGGAAUGCCACCGCAAAUACCGUCGGAUCAAAGUGAAGAUGAUGGAUACAGAGGACAAUAUACAAGAGGUGUACCAGGAAAUGCAGGAUCAGAGAGAUUGUCCUUUGAUAAUUCCUCAAGAGCACCUAUACGCGAUAGACAUAGAAGCUCUCCAGGAAAUAUGUCAUUGGACAUUGAUGUAGGUCGAGGACCGUCGUCAUCUAGACAAGAUUCUUUGUCUAGUGACAUAGAUUUUCCAGCAAAAAUUUCCCUUGGCUCUGUUGAUAUUUCUGGCCAAAAUUUAGAUUUUUCAAGUAGCAAUUCUGAGUCAUCUUCACAAAGUGCGCGAGAUAUAGAAGAUGAAAUGAGAAGGUUAAAGCUUGAACUUAAACAAACCAUGGAUAUGUAUAGCUCAGCUUGCAAAGAAGCUCUUACAGCCAAGAAAACGGCUAAUGAGCUUCAUCAGUGGAAGAUGGAAGAGUCUCGCAGGUUUGAGGAAGCCAGGCAAGCUGGAGAAGCAGCUCUUGCCAUGGCAGAGAUGGAGAAGGCUAAGUGCCGAGCUGCCAUUGAAGCAGCCGAGGCAGCACAGAAGCUAGCGGAAAUGGAAGCAUAUAGAAGAAGGCAAGCAGAGUCUAAAGCUAAGAAAGAGUCGGAUGAGAAGAAUCGAGCUUUGAAUGCCUUGGCAACUAACGAUGUCCGAUAUAGAAAAUAUUCCAUAGUAGAAAUUGAAGAAGCUACUGAAAAUUUCUCAGCAUCAAACAAGAUUGGAGAAGGAGGUUAUGGGCCUGUUUAUAAAGGCAAACUUGAUCACACUCCAGUUGCCAUCAAAAUUUUAAGACCAGAUGCUGCUCAAGGGAAGAAACAAUUCCAGCAAGAGGUUGAGGUUCUUUGCAGCAUUAGACACCCACACAUGGUCCUCUUACUCGGCGCUUGCCCUGAGUAUGGAUGCUUGGUAUAUGAAUACAUGCACAAUGGCAGCUUAGAGGAUAGGCUAUUUCGAAAAGGCAAUACCCAUCCACUUUCAUGGAGGAGACGAUUUAAAAUAGCUGCUGAAAUUGCAACUGCGCUUCUAUUCCUUCACCAAGCAAAGCCAGAACCACUAGUGCAUCGAGACCUUAAGCCGGCUAACAUUCUCCUUGACCGCAAUUAUGUGAGCAAAAUUAGUGAUGUGGGCCUAGCACGGCUAGUUCCACCUUCUGUAGCUGACAGUGUAACACAAUAUCACAUGACUUCAGCAGCAGGAACAUUCUGUUACAUAGAUCCUGAAUAUCAGCAAACAGGCAUGCUAACAACUAAAUCAGACAUAUACUCCCUCGGGAUAAUGUUGCUCCAGAUUAUCACAGCAAAGCCUCCGAUGGGUCUUGCUCACCAUGUCGGAAGGGCCAUUGAGAAAGGAACUUUAGCUGAUUUACUUGAUCCAGCUGUGCCGAAUUGGCCAAUGGAAGAGGCUUUAUCAUUUGCUCAAUUGGCACUACAAUGUGCAGAGCUGAGGAAGAGGGACAGACCAGAUCUUGCCACGGUUAUACUGCCAGAACUUAACCGACUAAGAGACCUUGGAUACAACAAUAAUGGUUCUAGCAGUAGUGGUUAUAGCCAAGGACACGGUGGUAGUGAUCAAAGCCAAGGAUUCAACACUAGUGGUUGUAGCCGUGGACACAGCGGCAGUGAUGGUUUGCGCAGUCCAUUUUCAAGGUCGAGGGUCUCAUCAUCAUCAAGCCAGGAAUCACUGAGUAAAUCUGCAAAUUCAGAACUUGGAUCUAUGCUGAACUUAAAAUUAGAUCGUGCUGAAUGAAGUUGUAUGUAGAUUGAAAGAUCAAGACAAAGAAGCUGCUUGAACCAACGUUGUUUACGAACAAGAUGAAAGGGAAACAAUUCUGAAUUAUGCAAUAUUACAUCAAUUAUGUGUAUAUAGCACUUGCAAAAAGCUGCUUUCAAAAAGCAAGCCUUGAACUGCUUAACUUUUUGGUCAUUAUAUAGCGGAUAAUUAGCAAAGAAGGAUCCAUUGAAGGGUUUUGAAGAGCUUUAACUUCUCUCCCAUGUUGACAGAGAGAUAUAUUGUAGCAUAACUGGUUAAGCACCUAGAUAGAGAAAAAUAUCAAGAUUUUCAUUGUUUUGAAGCUUAAAACACAUCUAUACUCAUGCAAUUCAAUUUCA
Molecule: messenger RNA, 2804 nt
Organism: Gossypium raimondii (Peruvian cotton)
Lineage: Eukaryota; Viridiplantae; Streptophyta; Magnoliopsida; Malvales; Malvaceae
Product: U-box domain-containing protein 52
Exons: 8
Coding region: 154-2442 (762 amino acids)
Biological process (GO): protein phosphorylation
Molecular function (GO): ATP binding; protein kinase activity
Source: RefSeq, a predicted model, not a curated record